This is a messenger RNA of Mangifera indica (mango), 1426 nucleotides long. RefSeq lists its product as uncharacterized. Lineage: Eukaryota; Viridiplantae; Streptophyta; Magnoliopsida; Sapindales; Anacardiaceae. The record is from RefSeq and is a predicted model, not a curated record. Bases 263 to 1141 code for a protein of 292 amino acids. The transcript is spliced from 3 exons.
GUCACGCCUGGACGGUGGAUGCCCUCUUCGCUCCUAUAAAUUUAUCACUGAUGUCGAUAUUCCUGUUUUUCUCUCCCAAGAAUUUCUCUCUUCGAAUACCAGAAAUAUCUGGGAUCACAAAUCGAACAAACUUGAAAUCCCGCUGGGAUCACUUGAGGAUACUAGAGAGUGGGAAGAAGUUAGGUGCCCUAUCUGCCUGGAGCACCCCCACAAUGCUGUUCUCUUGCAUUGUUCUUCUUUUGAGAAGGGAUGCCAACCUUACAUGUGCAAUACAAGCUACCGGCACUCGAAUUGCCUUGACCAGUUCUUUAAGACAGCCAUGCCAACUACAUCGUCAGGAAUAAGAGAAGACAUUUCAUCUGCAGGCUUGAACGUUUAUGGAACAGCGGACGAAGCCUCACUGUCGGUGCAAUCCAGGCAUGAUGUGAGACUGUUGCAGCCAAAGCUUUGUUGCCCUCUUUGUCGAGGAGAAAUUUGUGGGUAUAGUGUGGUAGAAGCUGCACGUCAGUUUAUGAAUUCUAAAGUGCGUAGUUGUUCUAGUGAGAAUUGUGAUUUUAGUGGUUCUUAUUCAGAGCUCAGGAAGCAUGCUAGGUUGGAUCACCCAUCUACGCGGCCAGCAGAGGUGGAUCCAGAACGGCAGCACAAUUGGAGAAGAUUGGAGGAUAUUAGAGGGUUUAGGGACUUCCUUAGUAUGAUGCAGCCUGUAACUGGGGAAGAAGAUAGCGAGGAAAUUACUUCUUCUGAGCAUAUGCUUUUCUUACUUUUGGGAUCAUAUCUUAUUUAUGAAGUAGAAGAAUUCCUUGUGUAUAGAGAUAGACAGCAAAUGCGUGACAACAGGGUCUCAAGGAGACCAUUGAGAUUUAGAUAUGACAGAAUGACUAAUCAUGCCCCCAGGCAUAGAUCAAUGAACAAUACUCGACCAGGGAGGACAAAUGGUGGCAGGUACGAUAAUAUGGAGGAUAGCCGUUCCCCUAGAUUGAUUGAUAGUCCACAAGCAGGAAGCGUAAACCAUGGCAGGUAUAAUUAUGAGAAUAAUCAUGUUCCCAGAUGGAAUGACUAUUUGCGCCCUCAUUCAAGAAAUCAUGGCCAAGGAUUGCGGUGGCGGGGACAACAAAGGUCUAGAUUCAAUAACCAACAGUGAUUGUGGCAUCUUAUUGAUCAUAAUGCUUGUUGAACAACAUCUAGUGUUUAGUUUGAAAAUACGACCAACAUCAUGGCUGAAAAUUUAUUCAUCUUCUUUGGUUAGCAUUGAGGCUUAUGAUACUGAUAUCAGAAUAGUAAGAGAACGAAUGUGCUAGUGUAUUUGUUACUGGAAAAUGUAAAGGUACCGUACGAGACUGAAGUGGGGUUUGAAUCCCCUAAGUUUACCGUGAACUUCAUGUAUUUUUAAUGAAGAAAAGCAAAGAUAAUUUUAUUUUCUUCCACA